CAGUGCACGGAAGUUUGGUCUUGGAUAUCAUCCGUGGAUUUCAUGGAUCUGCAAACUGUACGAAUCUGUUGACAACAUUGUAGUUCGGAAUUCCACAUGUUUCCCCGAGCUAAACUCGGAAACGUAGCGGCGGGUCGUUGACUAUUGACGGAAAUGCCGCGUGACCUUCAGAUAUUGACAAGUUUAUUGAUCGUGUAACUACGGUGUAGAGAAGAUAAGACAUUUGUUGUCAUCAGUCUCCGUCACAGUCACCUACAAUCAAUUGCCAUAUUUUUCCUCUUCAAAUUUCAACCGAUGUGUAGCGGCAUUACACCCGCCUAUCGACAUGUUCAUAGUCCUUUCAACUGGAUAGUUGUCAGAACUGAAAACGCCGAUGUUAAACGCAAGUACUCACCUGGCUACACGAUUCCUCCUUAGAAGCCGUGCCGUGGUUCCAGGCUCAGCUACUCAACCGAAUCGAUCCGCGAACAUAUUAUGAAAGUGACAUGGUGACAGUUUCAUCCGUGACAUUUACAUCUUCAGAUUUUGUGUUAACACUACAUACCUAUUUCAUUUGCUUUGAGGUAUCCAUGGAGAAAUAUUUCCUUCGGCAUCAUAUUUUUCAAUUAAAAUGAUAGGAGUUGACAUGUACACAAUGCAGAUGCGUACUUUCUCACCAUGACUAGCUUGACUUUGCAACUGGACAACGAGCAGAUUACCAAAUUAUUUCCCAAGUGUAAACCUCGUCAAAGGAACUGCAUUUCAACAGAUGUCAAUUUAAAUAACGUACAGUUUCGUAAUUUCUGUGGUGAUGACCUAUGCUUCCCAGUUUUGAAAAUGGACUCAGAUCUGUGGCAGAAAAGAGUCAACUGUGGCGCUAAUAUGGGAGGAGAUGAAGGAGGGGAGGCUGAAGAGGAAGAGUGCAAUAGCCCGAAUGAAUCAUCUUUAGGCGGUGACAGUAAUGAUGAAGAUGAUGAUGAAGACAGUGGACGUAUUGUUCUCACUCUGAAAAAUAGACCUAGCAAAACAAAUACAUAUAAAUUGCGUGAUUCUAGAAUCAUUCAAAUAGCUGGUGGUAGAGAGGUUUUCAGUCAAAGCCGCAGUAAGUCUAGACGCAAAUCAUCAAUGAUUGAUCAUUCCUCCAACAAUAAGUCAUCAGUAGCAUCUUCAUCGUCAUCUUCUGGAGCAGGUACCAGCGUCUGGGAGUUGAGAUCCCGAUACAGUAAUCUGAGCAACUCAGGAAAGACGUAUAAGUUCCCAGAACAGGAAGUAACUGAAACUGUAUUUUCCUCAGAGAUACACUCAGUAUUUCACCCAAAGCCUCAGCAAAUUCUUUCGAGUCAAGGUGGCUCGGUUGUUUUCAAUGACAUUGAUGAUACUGAUUUUUGUGCUCAGAGAUCCACAUGUCCGAAUGAAUUAUCAAGUAACUUAUCGCCUAGUCCAACCCCUCCUCCACCGCCACCUCUUCCUUCAGUUUCUCUUAGUGAAAAAACCAGCUCGUUUAAAGCCUCAUCUCGUACUCCUACCAAUGAACCACUAUCACAACUUGAGUACCCUGAAAUCUACACGCAAAGUAAAGGAAGCAGUGACACCGACUGUAGCAAAGUAGCAAGAAUCAUUGGUAACUUACCAAUAGCUGAGUAUGAAGGUUCUCCCAGGAGGUAUGGUCUAUAUCAGAGGUCUAGUUCAGAAAAAUCGAACAAUUGCACUGGGAUUUGUCAGCCUUUGCCCACUGCCAGAUCUCUAUUAGCAUCACCAUCCGCUUAUUUACCUCGACCAGGCUUUCCUCAGAGAGUUAUGAGAGAAGAUUUCUGUGGCAGUCCAUCACUGGCCCUCUCUCCUACCAAACCAAAUUGCAAUACCUCCUCAGCAUUUGAUUACCUGUAUGAGUUUUCAGAAACCAGAAAAGUACUUGAGGAAUUCUUCAAGCCUGCUUUAGAAUCAAAUUCUGAACAACCUGAUAAACAUUUCGACAAUCCUAAUCAAUUUCAGGAAUUAGAUUAUGAACUCAGAAGGCACCAAGGCACCAAUCUAUGUAAAUCAAAGGAAGGUAAUUCUUAUGUUGGAUCGCGUCUUGCAAAACCUGAGGAAAGCAAUAGUGUUGGACAUUCACCCAGAAAACCUUUCAAUUCCACUGAUUUGAACAAAAAGUUUAUGAGCAUAUCAAGGGAGGAUUUAUCUCAGCCAGAUAUGUUGAUGCAGAAACCAUGCUGCUAUUUAAAUUUAUCAGCUGAUAGCACUGAUUGUGAUAGUAAUUGUGACAGCGAGCUGAGUUCAAUUGCACUGAGUUCCUUGGAUAUAGCUGAACGACCUCUUUCCGGUGGAAGUGGUGGAGCAAACCUAGCAACUGGGUCUUCAGGAGAUAAACUCACGUACUCUAGUAUGCCUGUCGUCGAAGAUGGGUUAUCAUCUGGACAUGCUAGUGAUACAGACAAUAACAAUCCAACUACAAUUCUAAUGAAGCGGCAGAUUACUGAAAUUGAACGAGAAAUAGUCCAAAGAUCCACUAAAAUAUCAGGAAAUAUCAAUAAUAACAAUAAUUGCAACACGAACAACAGCAACAAUAACAAUAAUAAUAUCUGUAACUCUACCAUCAACCCGAAAUCUAGUCCUGAAAUGAAGCCAAAGACACCCAUAAUUACUGCAGAUGACUUAGAUUUGCAGUCUCUUGAUCCUCUUGGUUCAGUAUGCACUACUCUUCCUUCCACCCCCACAGAGUAUGGGAACUAUGAUAGACAUCACAAGGAUUCUUCUUUUACCUCUCAGCAGCUUUGCGAUUCAGGUGGUGUUGAAGCUGCAAUAAAAGAUAUCAGACUUACUCUCCAACGCACCAGAACUCUUCCUUUACCUCCUCCUUUAUCAAACGACAUGAUAGAAGAAAAUCUUGAAACUCAUCAACCAGUUACCCCCGUUUGGAUACCCAGGAAGAAGAGUGGACAAAUCGUGUCAGGUGCAAGUGGAGAUGAAGGAGGAACUGAUGAAGCUGACACUGACUUGGAAACAGACCGUCUUUUGGGUCAGCAAAGAACUGACGACCAAGGUUUCUUUGAUGAUGAAAUGAAUUGGAAAAAACCUAAAUCCAGAAUAUCAUCCAGAAGCCUAUUGAAUAACUCUAACAAUUGUGCUAGUGGAGACAGAACACCUGCUUCACCUCUGUCAUCCCCUCUGACUCCUCCUACUUCCAAUACCAAUAAUAUGGGCAAGGAAAAAGAGGGGAAAAAGAAAGCGCGCAACAAAGAAGGAAUGUUGCUUGAACCAACAGUGCUGAUAGAAGGAGUCUUAUUCAGGGCUCGUUACCUAGGUUCUACUCAGUUAGUGUGUGAGGGUCAGCCAACCAAAAGCACCAGAAUGAUGCAAGCAGAAGAGGCUGUGUCCAGAAUAAAGGCUUUGGCACCUGAAGGAGAGACUCAACCAAACACUGAGGUAGACCUGUUUAUAUCAACUGAGAAGAUAAUGGUCUUAAAUACUGAUUUGAAGGAAAUCAUGAUGGAUCACGCUUUACGCACAAUUUCUUAUAUUGCUGAUAUUGGUGAACUUGUAGUGCUGAUGGCUAGACGGAGAUUCAUCCCUCAUGAUGUAGAUGACCCUCCUAAAAUUAAUCGGACUCCUAAAAUGAUCUGCCAUGUAUUUGAAAGCGAGGAGGCCCAAUUCAUAGCGCAAUCUAUUGGUCAAGCUUUCCAAGUCGCAUAUAUGGAAUUUUUGAAGGCUAAUGGAAUAGAGGAUCAUAGUUUCGUAAAAGAGAUGGACUAUCAGGAAGUAUUAAAUUCUCAGGAAAUAUUUGGUGAUGAGCUUCAGAUGUUCGCCAGAAAAGAGUUGCAAAAAGAGGUUGUUGUGCCCAAGGCUAAAGGAGAAAUCUUGGGUGUUGUGAUAGUAGAAUCUGGUUGGGGCUCAAUGCUACCCACUGUUGUCAUAGCCAAUUUAGCACCGGCAGGAGCAGCAGCUCGCUGCGGUCAACUUAAUAUAGGAGAUCAAAUUAUCGCAGUCAAUGGAGUCAGUCUUGUUGGGCUUCCCUUGUCAACUUGUCAAAACUACAUAAAAAACUCAAAAACCCAUACAGUGGUCAAAUUGACUGUCGUUCCUUGUGCACCUGUUGUGGAGGUUAAAAUUAAGCGACCUGACACUAAAUAUCAGCUUGGCUUUAGUGUGCAAAAUGGCGUCAUAUGUAGCCUUCUCAGAGGUGGCAUAGCUGAAAGAGGUGGUGUCAGAGUAGGACAUAGGAUAAUUGAAAUCAACAAUCAGAGUGUUGUUGCUGUUCCGCAUGAGAAGAUAGUGAACCUAUUGGCAACAAGUGUAGGCGAGAUUCUAAUGAAAACAAUGCCGACAUCGAUGUUCCGGCUACUCACUGGUCAAGAAACCCCCGUAUUCAUUUAAUUUAGGAAAGUUAUCAAGCUGACAACAGGUUGAUUCUUGUUUUUAUGCUUGUCUCAGUGUUCCCAAUUAAACCUCUUGAAAAUGAAAAUCAGAAAUGAGAGGCAAUUUACAUGCUUUUAUAUUUAGGCAUGGUUAGCUCUCAAAUCAGUUGCAAAGAGUAUGAGUCUACCCAAAUUUUGACUAUGCUAUUCUUUGUGGGCCUAUCGUUUUGGCUUCUAUUUUUAUUUUCCAAGAAACAGUAUUUAUUAGUAAAGUGAUAAAGCAGAGAUAGGAGAAUGAAGCCACUGGAGAAUGAAAGUCUUCUAACUCGAACCGAGUCCCUCUUACAUCUAUCAUGGAACUGUGAGGAAAUUCUGAGCUAAGAAAAUUUGUUAUAUAGUGUUGUCGUUCGUUAUAAAUCGUUUAAGUCAACAUUUCUGUAAAAAAAACUUUUAAAUUCCGAAUUGGCAAGCGAUUUCCAAGACAACUAAUUGUUGUGGUUUCAGGGAACUGUGUAAAUGUACCCAAAAGAAAUUGUGCAAUAUGACGCAAAAUUGAACAAUUUGAAUCUCAAAGGCUGCCGCCUCCGUAAAGACGUCUGGUAGGCGAAGGGUGUAGGAGUGCACAAGUGCAGUUGGUUAACAUGCUCGAUAUACCGUUGACUUUUUUUUUAUCUUGGGGAGUCAGGUGUUCAGUCCGGACGAGAGGGAAAAGAAGAAGGAAGCAGAAAGGAAUGUCUUGAUUUGAUCUGCACGUCUUGCAGUGGAUUAUGUCUUAUGAUCUCACCCCCUUUCCCUAAAUUUGGUUGUUGUUCCUCUUGCCUCAGCAGCUAUAGUUGUGUUGCAUUUCAUUUCUUUUUUGUUGUCUUUAUCUCAUUAUUCAGUGCGUUGUUUUUCUUUUUAUUGCCUCAAUAUUUACAACCCUGAUAUAGUUUCAAUUGCCCACGGGUCACAAAGGACAAAGUUUGAGGUAGAUAAGCCUUGGCAAAAGUGAGGUAUGAUGAUCAGUCAAUCUGCUCUAAGAAAGGGGAGAUUAAGAGUUAUCUUUCGUAGCUGCACUCAGCAACACUUUUUUCUGAUCGUCUAAGAUUUAUUUGCUUCUGGAUUAUACGAUCCCAGUGUAGCACCAAAAUCUGAGAAUCCCAAAUAUGCUUCAGUGUCAAGCCAUUGUUCGAAAAUACGACGAAUUUUGGAAGAUGUAUGGUUCUUGUUCAGUGCAGUUUCCUUCCCAUUUCGAAGGCUUGUCAGGCCGCCUGACGUGCUGUUCGACAAGCUUUCCACAGGAAAGCUCCGAAUCCUUUCUGUAGAGCACGUUUGGAGGAAAUCCUGGCUCAAGGCGGCCCAACGAGUAGCUCAAUGCGUCGCGCUGUGCCGUUUAAAUGUGCCUUCACGAGCGACUUUGGUUCAGUUUUUUGGCUUGAGCUGAGAAAAAUAAGUCAGUUGGUGCCCGAAAUUCAGCUGACUAAGAAGAGUUUCUAAGUGCAUAUAUAUUACGUGCAGCAGUUCUUCCUUUCGGGCCUAGAUGGAGCUGGAACACUUGAGUAAUCUCUGCUUCGAUGUGAUUUAUUUCAAGUUGCACUUGCUUGUUUAUUAUGGUUGCACUAUCAGUCUCACAAUAACAACGGUGAGGCUCAUUGUGUCCUUCUUUUAAUUUUCUUGUUUUGCCGGUUGAAAAUCCGGGUUUGAUCCCGGCGAAAUGUCCCGGGUUUUUUUAUUUUAAUUUAUGUGUUUCUUUUUAUUAUUUGCGGCCUCAGUCCUGUUUUAAGUUAUUUCUUCGUAUAUAUAUUAAUAAACUACGACCUAACUGUUAUAAGUACGUACUAGGAACAGUGUUCGAAACUCACAGGCGCCAAAUGCGCUUCAGAAAUUGGUCAUGGUGCCUAAAAAUGAAGGCUCUGCGCCAACGUGGCUCCUAAAAAUUGCCCCCCCCCCCUUAAAAAUAAUAAUUUUUCUCUUGGGUGCUUUUUGGAGCUCUUCUCUUCCCCAAGUUACAGCUACUAGUUCCGUAACUAAAACAUCUUGCAUCUAACUUUUCACUUAAUGCGCCAUGAUAUACUCGCAAAAAGUCAUUUCAGCCCCCAGAAAAUCUUCAAUGGCCCCUUUAAAUCGAGCUCGAUAGGCCACAUGAUGAAUUUUGAACACUGACUAGGUAAGAACUUUGCCUUAACAAUGGUCUACGCGAAUUGUUACUCGAAAUUGUUCGGUGUCACGGCAUUUUCAAAAGGGCUACAAACUGCACCAAACUGUAAAUUUGCGAGCUCGCUCGCGAUCGGGUUAUGCUGUCACUGUUUUCAAAAUCAGCCGAAAAACGAAAACACGCACUGAUCUUCCCGACUAACUGCUGAUGGGCAGUCGCUGUCAUUCAGGUUAAGGCUCAUCAAAACAAGACAUUGUAGGCAACACCCAAUACAUCGGUGUCGCUCCUAUAAUUGAUAGCAUUGGAGCACCGCCUAAUGUAGAUAGCCUCAUGAAAUGGACCACAUUUUGUAAUAAGGGACCCCUAUUUCCGGCUGAUUUUAGAAAUAACAUAUGUGCCAUUAGUUUCCCUAAACUAAAAGGUGCUUUUAUAGAGAUAGUGUUCCUCAUUGCAAAAAGUAGUAAAUACAAUCUCGCCCUCGUUUUUCUCGUUCUUGUCGUAUUAAUGGGGUGGUAUCUGUUCACCCAGGUGCUGUUUUGUCACGCUUUUGUAAGCUCUCUCGCAAUUUUCAUAGUUAAGUUUGUACACAACAUUUGAAGCUUUUUCUGGUGGCAUGCUGCUCUUCAAUUUCAAAAAAAGUGGUUUAUUUGAAUUUUGACAGCAGGAAACGGGUUAAAAUUUGUAAGGUUGCCAAUAUUUUCUCAAUUUUUUGCUUAAAGCCUUUUACAUACGGUUCUUUAAUCAGCCUACUAGCAUCAAUAGAUGCACAAAUGGUCCUAUAACGAGGUCUGUUAGAUUAGAAACCGGAUUUUGGUCAUAACUAGCCUACAAUGCGUCCAAAUUAGGUUUUCUUGGACUUUUCUGAUAGCUGAAAAUAUAUUUAAGAACGCUACGUUCAUAAAUUUGAAAAUUCCUAAUUAACUUCGUUGGUAUGUGGCUUGAAGUAAGGUGACAUUAUGGGUGUUCUGUGAUUUUUAUGUUUGACCGAACUUGUCUCUCUUUUUUCGGUCUUGCACUACCUUUUUCAACUCACAAAGAUGAUUGGAGUUUCGUCUCCAUAUCGUGACCGCACACUCAAGUUUUGUCAACGAAAAUUAUCCUAUCCGAAAAUGUAGGAUCAUUGUUGAGCGUUCAAGCAGCUAAAGGGAAAUUGAUAUUUUUGGUUGGAUUUUGACUCAACGGACAACAGUCAAGGGGCAAAGUGUACCUGAAACUCGAUGCAUGUCUACAUAUUCUAUCAAAAUUGUAUGUACAGAACCUUAAGAAAUAUUACUCUGUUCAGCAAGCUAGAAACGACCAUUUUCGAGCACUUUUGCCUGCUCUUCUUCCUCUUGACAAAUGUCAGUUGCCGUUGAUGGUCGAUUCCCGCGCUCCUCACCUACGACGGACUCCUGACCAGUUUUGAAUCAUUUAACCCACUCAAAACAGUGAGAGCGACUUAAACAAUGAUCUUGGUAAUUUUUACUUAACAUACCAAAAGUUUCGGCACAAGGUAUACGGAGUUAAAACAAAAUUUAAUGUUAAAUUUUUGCCCUAUCAGUGAUCGCAUGAUCAAAUUCGUAGAACGCACCUGGCUUACUCGUAUUCAAGGUGACACAGCAUGAACACUGAUCAAAACAAGCAAAAUCUGUGAACGUAGCGUUCUUCAGUAUGUUAACAGGUAUCAGGAAAGUUCAAGAAAACCAAAUUCGGACGCAUUACGGGCUAGUUAUCACCAAAAUCCGGUUUCUAAUCUAACAGACCUCGUGUAUCGACAGUGAAACUGCUAAAAUGCGUAUCUUGGUUGGGAUGUUUCAAAAAAUCCGCUCCUAUUUUCUUGUUUGAAAGGAGACUAAACCGAAGUAAUCACUCGAAAUUUUCCCAGAAAAUCCUUUGAAUAGAUAAGAAAAAACGACGGAGUUUGCAAGAAAUGACGUUUAUUUGUUUUUGAUGUAGAAAAUUAAGUAUGACGGGAAGUCUGCAACGUCCCAAACCGAGAUAAGCAUUUCUGCAGUUUUACCAUCGAUGUAAAACAUCUGUACAUACAAGGUGUCUGGAAUUUAACGUCCUUAACUUUUAGGAUCGAUUUUUUAGCUCAAAAUAUGACUUUUUUAUUCUCUACACAUAUGCACAGAAACGCUUUUUCAGUGAGCUAUGCACUUUCAAAGCUGCCAUUAUUUUUUCUUUCAAAUUGAUGUAACUCCUCGUUAUUUUUUGUAGUAGCUGAAACUUCGUGUCUAGUCUAGGCAUUAUGGAACAUUUGAUGGGAAAACGUGACUGACUACUCCACGGGUGCUUUCCGCCCUAUUUUUGGGUCGUAGGUCGUUAGUUUAAUUACAAUUCCAAGCGCUACUCUUUUUGUAGUCCUUGCAAUAAAAAUUGCCUACCCAGCAAGGAGCUUUUGACAAUCUAAAACUUGUUCGAAGCUCUGUUGCGUCGAAAUGACGCGUUUUGGGAAAAUUUUGUGCAGGACCAUUUGGCUUUGACCGCUUGAUUUUUCGCGCUCUUGCACGUGCCGUAAUCCGUUCCUCCAAACAUCAUCUACCAACAAAUUUCGGAAAAUGGCGUUACUAGCGUUCCCGAAUUUUAAAAUUGCGAUAACUUUUUUGGUGGAUGAUAUUUGGAGAAACGGAUUAUGGCAUAUGAAAGAGCGCGAAAAAUCAAGCGGUGAUGGCCCUGCACAAAAUUUUCCAAAAACGCGUCAUUUCGAUGCAACAGAGCUUCAAACGAGUUUUAGAUCGUCAAAGCUCCUUGCUGGGUAGGCAGUUUUUACUGCAAGGACCGUAAGAAAGCGUAGCGCAUAGCAAAGGAAGCGCAUAGCUCUCUAAUGAAGCGUUUUCAGGCAUAUACAUGUAGGAAAAAAGUCAUAUUUUGAGCCGAAAAAUCGAUGCUGAAAGUUAAGAGCACUAACUUCCAGACAUCCUGAAUAUAUACAUAUAACAAGGUGGUACAAUAAGUUUAUGGAAAGCAUACUAUGCUGUAUAUUAAUUCAAUCAAAUAAUGCUUCUGACAAAACACAUGUGUAGGUCCAACAUCUUUUCAUUCUCUCUUUUGUGCAGAGGAUACAUCCAGUCUCUCAAAUUCUCGGGAGUUGCGUGUUUGAAGUAGUAUUUCCUCAACAGGGAAGAGAGAUCAUUAGGUCAGCAGUAAAUCAAUAAUGCAUCACUUCCUUUGAUUAAUAGACUGAUUUAGUGGCUACGUCGUUUGAUAUAAUAUCGAACCCUUGGUUCAAAAGUAAACAAACACAGAACCUUGUUUCUGAUUCGCGCCCCAUGCGACAUGGUGGUAAAAUGCGUCCAAGUGUUUCUUACAAUAGAAAGUUCUCGUGUUUAAUGAGUCUGUAAUUGAUUUAUGACCGGUCAAUGACUACAUUUUAAUACAUUAAUACACUUUACUGGUGAAGAAUUCGUACAUGAGGAUGUGUUAGUUAGUUUUGGUUUGAACCAAGAGUUCGACAUUAUAUCGAAUGAUGUAGUCACGAGAUCAGUCUAUAGGACAUAAUUGCUUCUUCAUAAUCCUCAGUAGUGCCUUGAAAUUGACACUGACUGCAAAGUAGUUUUGAUUAUGUAUUUAAGUUAAGAAAACGAUGAGCUGAAUGCUGAAAUCCUAAAGUAUUGUAUUUUCCUCUUUUUCCUCCAAAUAUUUUUAAAGAAUGGGUAAGUUGUGUUGGUCACAGAAUCGUGUUUUGCUUGAUUCCGACAGAUUUUCCAAAAGAAAUAAGAUCUGUCCAAACAGCAACUUUCUGCAUUCAAUAUUAACCAAGAUAUCUCGCUUUGAAAAUUCGGUUUAUGCCGUCAUCCUCAGCAGUAGUGACACCAUCGGUUUCUCCCACCUUGCUUUCUUCCGAGUUUCACGUUGAGUAACCGGUGCAAAUGUGUGCCAUCCCUGAUUGAUGAAAGCAAGGUGGAAGAAACCAUGAGUGUCUCUACUGCAGUGAAUGACCUCAUAAACCGAAUUUUUCAAAGCACGAUGGAUAUCUCGGUUAAUAUUGUACAUAGAAAGUUACUGACUAGAUAGACUUGAUUACUUUUAGCUAAUUACAAGCAUCAAACAUUCAAACACGACUCUGUAACUGGCAUUGUUGGACGGACUAACGGACCUAUUGUUGUCUAGUGCCAUAUUAUCAUACAUAAAUUUCCCUCCUGAACCGAGUCAUGAUGAUCCAGUCUCAGGCUCACAACAUUAUAAUUUAUUAUUUCAAUGGGAAUGCUGAGGAGGAUUUUCUUUGCAAAAUAUCCGUAACCUGCCUGUCUUUAAGCACCAAACUCAGCCAUGUGCCAUAUUUACUACUAUUUAAAAUAUUAGCAAAAGUAAUGAAAACUCCUGGUAAUGUUUCCUCUCAAUACAAUUUUUUUUUAUUUUGUUCCAUUGUUCUGUUAUGAUAUACAUCUAUCAGCACAUCUUUUGCUGGAAAUUGAAUCUCCUUUUUUUCAAAAAGAAAGGAAACACUGUCAAUGAUUUUGCUUUUUCGCCAUGUAAGUACGUAGACAGUCUCAAAACAACUAACAAAUGGCUUGAUCAGAAAAAGCCAUCUUACCUGUUGAAAUUUGGUUUAUAAGAGAUUUGCAGUCCAUAUCUUUAGCUUCAAAAUGAAAUCACAUUAGGUCAAAAAUUCAAGGAGCUGAAGUGAUGUCACGAAAAAAUGGGGAAAAAACCCCCUUUAGGUUUUUGGACAGAUUACAUUCUGGAAUUUUACACGUUUAAUUUCUCCGCAAAAGCCAUUGCAGGUUACAAUGUCUUGGUCAAAAGUGAACUUUUUAGAGAUGUCCUGUACAAAUUGCAAGUUUCGAACUGACAAAUGCCAGUUAUCCUGAAUUACGUACCCAUGUAAAAAGCGGUACAAAAUCUUGGGAGGAUUUUUUUUCGCAUGUGCGCAUAAUAUAUCUGUGACUGCGAAUUGUUAACUAUUUAAGCAGAACAAAGACCCAUUUUAAAUCUGAGCGUACAGACUGCAACUUCAUGCAAACUACUUUUCAAUAGCUAGCAUGAUUUUCUCAAACCAGGUCAAACGUCAGUUGUUUUGAGAGAGUCUUUGUAUAAUUGUGACCAUUUACAGGAAAAGAGACCUUAGUCCAUAGAGGCAAACUUUCGGGAGAGCGAUUUCUGCCACGUCGGUUAAAAAAUCGGAUUUCACGAUUUCAGCGGGGAUUUUUCUCUCGUGUACCUAUCCAACAACUUACGUGCGAGUUAUUCGUUUUUUGCGCCACUAAAGGGGCUAAAGUUGCAUUUCAGUCUAUUGUCCUUGGGAUACCAUAUUAGCAUUAUUAAUAGCUUCUAAUCCGAUUGUUAGUUGAGUUGCAAACAUUAAAUCACCACAAAUUGGGUUCAAGUUACCUGUUGUUGGAACAUUUAAUUCUCAAAUAUCUGUAGAGCACUCACAUAUGUCCGGAUAUUAAUAAAUCAAUUUCAAGUAUUUGUUAGACAGGUCUCUUUCUCUGCAGAGGGUCAUCUUUGAUUGUUCCAUUUUAUAACUGAACCCAUACAUCCAAGGUUCAUGAUUGUCUAGUCUUGGUUUUUCUUGUUCUUGUUUUUUUUCUUUUACGUAUGUGUCUGUGAGUUAUUUUUUUGUGAAUGACGUUUUAAAUUUUUUGAUUUGCUCAUUCUUUUGCAUUAAAGGUUGGAUUUCAGGCAUCUUUCUCAAGAAAAUUAAAUUAUAUCUUAUCUGAUUUCGCAGGUAA
This is a messenger RNA of Bemisia tabaci, 12122 nucleotides long. NCBI's taxonomy places the organism in Eukaryota, Metazoa, Arthropoda, Insecta, Hemiptera, Aleyrodidae. The record is from RefSeq and is a predicted model, not a curated record.